AUGUGUGGCAAUGAGCAGAUAGUUGGGAAACCAGUGUUUCAUGAGAUCAUGGAUAGUUCGACGCCAACUCCAGAUCGAUCCAUAAACGGGCUUAUAGUUUUUCUAACUUUAUUCCUAUUCCUCACACUACUAACUUCUGGUUUGUUAGUGUGCUUGACGAAAAUUUGGUGUGGGCAUAGAAAAACUUCCAGUCAAAGUGCACAAGCUGAGCAACGCCAAUCAGUUGCCGGAGGCUGCUCAACACAGGAUAGCGAUUCCGAUGAAGAAGCUCAAUCAGUUAAUCGGGCCCCUGCUGUUCGACGUCUCUCACAACGAAUAAUCAAUUUUGUUCAACGUUCACUUCAAGACGAAUCACCACGGCCAACAAUUGAGGAGAGUCCAGAACCUGAAGUUCCUUCGGCGCACAGUAUUCAUGGAGCAAUAGAGGACUCAACUUCGAACUUCUCAGGAAAUAAUCCGAACGAAUUGCGAAUUAAAAUGCGACUACAAUUAUCCUUGCUUCUGCUAUUAAUCCCUGGUCUCGUGUUGUCCAUAGAAUUAAAUAUUGAGAACGAAACAGAAUUUUGGAGCGAUAUUCUGAGUUACGCCGAUAGUGUUGGUGUUCGAAGGUCGGUAUUAGUCACGUUGUUACGACCAGAUGCAGAUGUUCCUGGUUCACUCAGUGGAAAACCUAUCAGUUUUCUGGAUACGAAUCUUGGGAAACAUGGAAAUCAGUCUCAUGGUCAGGAGCAACAUGCUCACAGCACUCAUGGUGUGAAGGUGGCCUCGUUCAAGUUUGAUUAUGUAAAGGAACCGCUUGUUCUUACUAUAUUCAUAAUAGUGAUUGGGAUUUUCAAACUGUUGUAUCAUCAUACACGUUAUAUCCAGAAAAUCAUUCCUGAAUCAUGUUGUCUAAUUUUAGUCGGCGUUGGACUAGGAUUGAUCUUCAUGAUUGGUAGGUAUUACAGAGGCGACGAUACACAUGAAUCUGUCAAGUUUCUGGAAUUCAACUCAAAAACCUUCUUCUUCUUCCUUUUGCCGCCGAUCAUUCUCGAAUCCGCGUAUUCGCUUAGAGAUCGAGCAUUCCUGGAGAAUAUAGGAACUAUUAUUCUUUAUGCAGUUGUGGGAACCAUUUUUAAUAUUGUGCUUAUUGGUGGAAGCCUAGUAGUGCUUUCUGACCUCGGAUGGAUCGAUGGUUUCCGGAUUGAUCCCCUUGAUUGCCUCGUUUUCGCUUCGCUAAUCGCUGCUGUAGAUCCUGUUGCUGUUUUGGCAAUUUUCCAAGAAGUUGGCGUGAACAAAAUGCUCUACUUCAUGGUAUUCGGCGAAUCAUUGUUGAAUGAUGCUGUAACUGUCGUCUGCUACAACUUGGUCAUCGAAUUCAAAGAGUUGGAUUCUAUUGGAUUUCUGGAUUGCUUUAUGGGAUUUCUGGCUUUUCUGUGUGUUUCUUUGGGUGGCCUAGCCAUAGGUCUUUUCUUUGGUUUCAUGUCCGCGUUUGUCACUAAAUUCACGAAGCACGUUCGAGUUGUUGAACCAGUGAUUAUGUUCGGGAUGGCGUACAUGUCUUACAUGGGCAGCGAACUGUUCCACUUCUCCGGAAUAAUCGGGAUAAUAGCUUGCGGUUUAUUUCAAACACAUUAUUCUUGCGGAAAUAUAAGUAACAAAUCAUUUAUAAGUGUUACAUAUUUUGCAAAGGUAGCCAGUUCAGUCUCAGAAUCUCUGAUUUUUAUUGUUCUUGGUGUAAUGUUGGUGAAUGAACAGGAAUGGUUUUGGAGCGAUUGGCAUCCAUUGUUUUCCUUGUAUUCCGUUGUGCUUUGCAUUGGAGUCCGCUUUUUAGUUGUGUUCUUCCUAACGUACAUUGUCAACCGAUUUACUGGUGGCGUCCGUCAUAUAUCAUUCCAGGAGCAAUUUAUAAUGGCUUAUGGCGGCCUCAGAGGAGCGGUUUCCUUUUCACUUGCCUUUAUGAUCAGCAAUAAUGUACCAGUAAAGAAUACCAUAUUAUCUGCCACCUAUAUGGUGAUACUGGUUACUGUAUUUUUGCAGGGAGGAACGAUUAAACCAUUGGUGCGAUACUUAAACAUUCGUCUGGCUCGUAAAGAGGACAACUUCAGACUUUUUAUGGAAUUUAAUCGUGGUAUGAUAGUGCAUAUGACUCAAGGAAUAGAGGAUUUGUGCGGAUAUAAGGAUCGGAGUGUUGCUCAUCAAUUGAGUGUAUUCUCGAAGGCGUACUUGCGACCGUUGUUGCAGCGAGGAUACAGGAACGAGCAGAAAGAGAGCAAAUUGCUUGAAAUGGAUCGAUUUGAGACAAUGAGAGAGCUGAAACAGAGUCCAUCACAAAGUUCUUUCAAAUGGCAACGAGCGGUGGAUGAAUUAGCGGAAAGUGGUGGAAUCCCUCGUGACAUGUUGGAAGAGGAAGAGUUCUUCAUCAAUAAAAAAGAAGAUAUUGAAAAAGAGACGGAAAUGCUCACAAAAGACAUAUCAAACAUACGACAUCUUUUGCAUAAUCCAUUUGAAGAGUACUACGCAAAUCGGAACCUGGUAGGCGAGGAAGAGAAGGAGAAACGCCGUGCCUCCGAAGUGAACCACCUACGAAUGCUCCAUUGCCGCGCUCAAGGAAUGAAACCAAAGCGAUCAAUAUUUGGGAAACGCCAACAGGCGAAAAAGAACACUCAUCAAGGACUUAUAAUGGCAUCGUUAGGUUCGCUGGGAGUGCACGCUGUUGAAGCAGGGAUUCAUGAACCGAGAUCAUCAGUUGAUGAAGGUAUUACUAUAACAGAGCCUGAAGACCAUUCGUUGUAUACUAUCCGAGAGCAAACUGAGACAGGAUCGUAG
This is a messenger RNA of Necator americanus (New World hookworm), 2808 nucleotides long. RefSeq lists its product as uncharacterized. Gene Ontology annotation, cellular component: plasma membrane. NCBI's taxonomy places the organism in Eukaryota, Metazoa, Nematoda, Chromadorea, Rhabditida, Ancylostomatidae. The record is from RefSeq and is a predicted model, not a curated record. The coding region runs from base 1 to 2808 and encodes 935 amino acids. The transcript is spliced from 27 exons. Gene Ontology annotation, biological process: potassium ion transmembrane transport; regulation of intracellular pH; proton transmembrane transport. Gene Ontology annotation, molecular function: sodium:proton antiporter activity; potassium:proton antiporter activity.